AUGUCAGACUUUGCUUCGAUAUUUUCUGAGGACCUUUUAGAGGCGAUUGGUAUCGAUUUUGAGCCUCCAUUGCCAGCUACAGACCGUUUAAUCGAAGUAGAUGACGAGGAAAUCAUCCAGCUUGAUGUAGAUUCGGAAAAUUUUUAUCGUUGCUUGCGAUGUCGCCGAAUUUUCCCGGAUUUGGGUUCAUUUAUGGUCGCUUGCAAGAAUCACAUUCCCAUUUUUCAGAAAAUUUUGUAUGGAAUUCAGCGUGAAAUGAAGAAAAAAGCGUCAAAAUUUCAAUCCAGCGUGAAAAAUGUCAGAAAAUCACAGGAAAAAGUCGAUCAAAAAUUAAUUUGUGAUUGGUGCGGAAUGACUUUCAGCCUAAAAGAGUCUCUGGAAGCUCAUUUUAAUGUUCAUCUCAAUAAAUUGCAGCAAUGUGAGCUUUGUGACGGGAAAUUUUCUACUGAAAAGACCUUGAAAAGGCACGUUUUGGUCGUUCAUCAAGGCGGUGAUAAGGAAUUAAAAUCCUAUGGCAACGAUCAUCAAGCACUGAAUUGCAUCUUCUGCGAUCGUCCCUUUGAGUCAGUCAACUACUUGCGAUGUCACGAAAACUCUCAUUUUGUGGAUCGUCAUGUUUGUGCGGACUGCGGGAUCGUGUGCAAAAACGAAAGAAUCCUCCGGAAGCAUCAACAGAAGCAUCUCGGAUUGAAAUAUCCAUGCGAAAAAUGCGGCGCGUUGCUAAAUUCGAUGGAUUCGCUUCGUGGGCACUUGAAAUACAAACAUUCCGAGCUAAAAUAUCGUUGUGGCAUUUGCAACGUUCAAUAUCGACAUCGCGGAAAUUACAACGAUCACAUUGCAGGACAUCUCGAUCCGGCUUCGAAAGUUUGCGAAAUCUGCAAUUACGAAUGGGAUGCGAGAAGAAGUUGUUUGGAGCACAAAAAGAAAAAACAUCCCGAGCUGAAUCUCAAUUAUGCACUGCCGAAAGUCGAUCCAACGGAUGUCGCAACGAUGGAAAUGCUGAGAAAAUUAAUUGACGCACUUCCGAGACGCAAUGGAAAGCCAAAUCAUUUGGAAAAUUGCAUGAUGGGACUUUUGAACACGGAAGAAGGCAUCGGAUUGGUAAAGAAAAAACGAGGCACGAAACGGAAAAAACCUAAAAUCGCACAAAAAACGGAAAAAAUUAAAUCUCAGGAGGAAAAAUCUGAGGAGACGAUCGAAACUGAACCUUUAAAUGUUCGAAAAUCGACCAGAAUUAAAGAGCGCAAAGCAAAAAAAGUAGAAAUUUCAUCAAAAAUUGUCCCUUCAACGAUAAUUAAAACAAUAAUUGCCCCAGAAACCAACGAAAAUGUCGAAAAUCAUCAAGAACCUCCUCGGCAGGACUCAAUUUCAGACGAUCUCCAAGACUUCAAUCGCUCGUACGCAACUCGGCAUGACCCAGCCUUGGAGGAAUACGAUCCAAACUACGAUUACACAGCCACUGACGAUAUUUUCGUGAACGAUUUCUUGCAAGACACAGAUUUCGGAUACGAUCCCGAUUUCCUGCCCACGUCUCGCAAAAAGAAAAAUCCGCAAGAAUCUACACCAAAAAUUCUCAAACCCGGCGAAAUUCUGUGUCUCAUCUGUAAUCAAGCAACAAAAACCAUUAAAACGCAUCUCGAGCAUUAUCACGGCGACGCGUUGUUGGAUCGCGUUUGUCGGAUGUGCCAAAAAGUCGCGAUGUGCAAGCGAGAUUUGAAGGAACACGUCAAAAGUUUCCAUAAAAAACAAUUUUCCGCCUAUCAAUUGGAAGUAAUGCAAAAAAAGUUUCCUUUACCGAAGGAUUUGCCGCCGGAGCUUUAUUGUUUGUACUGCCCGGCGAAAUAUUUGGCAGCGAAUCAUUUGAAAUUUCACAUCGAAGUGAUGCAUCCGGGCAAAGAAGUCGUCACAGACGUCGUUGAUGAUGGGAAAACCGGAGUUUCGUGCAAAUUGUGUCACAAAAGUUACCCGAGUCAAGAUUCGAAGUUCCUUAAGCGGCAUGUUACUUCGAGUCACGGACUUUCCUUGGUAGAUUGCGUUUGUUUUUUGUGUGGCGAAGUAUUUGUCGUGAGAAAUUACCUGAAAAUCCAUUUAAAACGUCAGCACGAAGGCAUGUCAAUCGAUACUUACAUGGAAAAAUGUGGCAAGGAGAUUGAAAGCUUUCGUCAGAGCAAUCCGGAACUUCAGUGUGAUGAUUGCAACCAUUUCUACGUGGAUCCAGAAGACCUUUCAUACCAUCGGGAAGUAUGUCACGAAGCAAAACCCACGAUUUUGCCUCCAAAAAUCGAUGAAACGCCAAAAAUUAAGCCAGUUUUUCCGCUUUCCGUACUAAAUAUCGGCGAAAUUCAAGAAUUCAAAUGUUCAAUUUGCGUAAAAACGUUUCAAAAGAAGGAACUUUAUGACAAACACAAGGAACAACAUGACUUUGGUUUGCUUUAUUGCCCAAUUUGUGAUAAGCAUUUCAGUGGAAUCAGUCAGAGGCGCGAACAUGAUGCCUACAAACAUGGAAUUGGGAGGAAGAAUUACAUUUGUGAUCAUUGUGGCGAGAAAAUUACGAGGAGAAAGGCGUUAGUGGCACAUUUUCAACUUUAUUGCAAGGCUUUUAAGGAAAGACCGCAAUUGAAAUGGUUCUGUGCGGAGCUGAAACAAAAGAAAAAGGAAGCGCGAGAGUUAAAAGUGAUGGAAACUAUCAGCGGAGCUGAUAAGCAGAGAAAAGUUAAUCGCAGAUCGACUCUUUUUCCAUUUUCGCACGGCACGGAGAAGCGAAUGUGUGAUAUUUGUGCGAAAAUUUGCUGUAAUGAUUAUCGUUUGAUGGAACAUGGGCGGAAAGUUCAUGGAAUUAUUUUUCCACAGUAUGAAGAUUUGUAUCGGCAAGACUGUCAGGAAUCCACAUGCCCUGAUUGCGGCAAAGUUUUCUCCCAACUCGGUCACUUUAUUGAACACAAAAAGACCCAUUCUCUCGAACUGCUGACCUGCAAAACGUGCGGCAUUGUCGUCAAAGGCAAGAAAACUCUCACGCGACACGAGCUGAUCCACAAACCAAAAACCUUCAAAUGUGACCAAUGCGAUCUCAUGUUUCACCAAAAACGCACCAUGAUCGUGCAUCAGCAGGAAAAACACUCGACGACGCAACACGGCUGCAAAUAUUGCCCGCAACAAUUCAAAUACAAGGCAACGUUGUACGAGCACAUGAAAGGACACGAAAUUCCGAAUUAUUUGCGUUGUGAAAUUUGUGACAAAGAUUAUGCGUCACGUGGUUGCUUAAGGACUCAUCGAAAGAGAACGCAUCCAGAAAUUUAUGGGAAUGUCGGGACAAAAUCGAGACAUCAACGACCCCAAAGUUGGAAUCAGUAUUUGAUGCAAAUAGACAAUGAACCGAUAACUGUGACGGAUGACUCGAGUGUCGUUCGCUUUCAAGUCGAAUUUUUACAUGAAACGGAAGUCAUUUAAUUUUUUCAAUUUUUUUUAUUACUUUUUUUAUAAGUCUGAGGC
Culicoides brevitarsis is the source of this 3489-nucleotide messenger RNA. Its product is annotated as zinc finger protein 729-like. Gene Ontology annotation, cellular component: chromosome. Gene Ontology annotation, molecular function: chromatin insulator sequence binding. Gene Ontology annotation, biological process: regulation of transcription by RNA polymerase II. Bases 1 to 3447 code for a protein of 1148 amino acids. The transcript is spliced from 3 exons. The record is from RefSeq and is a predicted model, not a curated record. NCBI's taxonomy places the organism in Eukaryota, Metazoa, Arthropoda, Insecta, Diptera, Ceratopogonidae.